This is a messenger RNA of Spodoptera littoralis (African cotton leafworm), 3692 nucleotides long. The record is from the annotation of a GenBank genome assembly. Lineage: Eukaryota; Metazoa; Arthropoda; Insecta; Lepidoptera; Noctuidae.
GCUGCAAGCUGCAAUCGGAGACGAGCUGUGCCUCGGCCGAUUAAUUUAAAAUACUUUCUCAAAAUAAUCAUUCCAUUAUAAAUAUUUAGAAAGUUAUAGUCUCUAUAAAGUACAGUUUCAGGACCAAUAUUAUUCGUAAUGUGGCAGCUCAUAUGAGAGUUAUCCGUGUGAUUCAAUUCACGAGAUCGAAGAACGGAUGGAAUGUUGGUGCUGUGUACAAGGUGGCCGGAAUGAUGCUGGUGCGGAUGAACAUGCGGCUGGCGCUGGGCGCGCUCUGUGCCGCCGUGCUAGUGUUCACACUGUUCUGGGGACACUGUGGGGACCUCUCACGGAGACCCAUAGGCUCAGUGCUAUCGAACGCACUGUCAGAGCGCGCCACCCCGGACGAGAUCGAGUGCACCAUCAACGGCGAGUACUCCGUCACCUGCCGCCGCGACCGCGACCACGACGAGGUGUUCGUGCCUUUCUCCCUCGUGCACAAAUACUUCGAGAUUUACGGAAAAAUAACAACGGCAGACGGUAUAGAGAAAUUCGAAUGGUCACACAGCUAUGGUAAGAUCUACCAUCCAAAGAAGAAGUACGACCCUCGAGGCACGUUCACCACCUUCGAAAAUUAUAACGUGGAAGUCAGGGACCGCGUCAAAUGCAUCAGUGGUAUCGAAGGGGUCCCUGUCAGCACACAGUGGGAACCGCGAGGAUUCUAUUACCCUACACAGAUAGCGCAAUUUGGACUCGCCCAUUAUAGUAAGCACAUUACUGAACCAGAGCCGAAAAGAAGAAUUAUAGAUGAUGGAGAGAAACACUUAGAAAAUUGGAUCAUUAGCAAGGAUGCUUACAUGGCACGAGAGUUUGACACUUCUGUACAAUCGAAUGUACUAAGGUUUUCAACAUCAGACCAUGCGGCCAGUCAAGUUUGGCUCAAAGUGAACGUGACGCAAGACUUCGUGCUGAGUGUGGACCUGCAGCUGAAGGCCAAUUCUUCCAUCACUGUCGUGCUGCAGAAUAAGGAUAAGAAGGAGACUGUGUACCUCCAUUAUGUUACGAGCACGCAGUUAAUUUGGGCGCAGGAUGACCACAUAUACUACGGGAUAGGUUUGGAUCAGCAGUGGCGUCGUAUCACCAGGGACCUGAUCAUCGACAUGCAGAAGGGCUGGGCACUGCAGGACAGGCCCAAGAGAAGGUCGCCUAGGAAUAAGUUCAAGAUAUCGAGUAUAAUCCUGAGCGGCAGUGGUUCUCUGGACAACGUGACGGUGUCGUGGAGCGAGCACAUGUGGCAGUUCUACGCGGCCGCUCGCUGGCUGGUGCGGGCGCAGCGCACGCGCAGUGGCGGCUGGCCCAUACCCGUGCGCCGGCGCAUGGCUGCCGGCGUCGCGGAGCUUAAACCUGGCUGGCACUCGGCAAUGAGCCAAGGGCACGCGAUCUCCCUGUUAUCCCGGGCGUACUACGAGAGUGGUGACGCGACAUACCUUCAGGCCGCCAAGCGCGCGCUGUACUUGCUGGACGUGCCCAGCCACGCCGGCGGAGUCAAAGCCAUGUGGAUGGACAAAUACGUUUGGUACGAAGAAUAUCCAACAAAACCACCGCUAUUCGUUCUCAACGGCUUCAUCUACACGCUACUAGGCCUCUACGAUCUGCACAUCAUCGAGGGAGAAAACUCUAUCUCUUUAGCAAAGAAGAUGUUCGACGAUGGUAUGACAUCCUUGAAGAACUUACUCCCGUUAUUCGAUACAGGUAGUGGAAGCUUCUACGACCUGAGGCAUUUUACUUUAGGAGUCAGCCCUAAUAUAGCCCGCUGGGACUACCACGCGACCCAUGUCAACCAACUUUACCUUCUAGCUGGCCUAGACAACGACCCCAUACUUAUAAACACGGCUAAACGAUGGGAGGGCUACAUGCAAGGAAAGAGGGCGGCACAUAAUUGAGAUCAGAUCUCUGCAGGCGAAACCUGCGUUGUUAUUCUACUAAUCUGUUGAGAUUCGGACGGUGGGCCACGUUUUCUAUUCACAUAAAACUUAUAUCUUCUCUUUAUCCACGGAAUUAACAAAACGGUGAGAUAACGAAAACGUGGCAAAAAGACGUUAUUCAAAAUAACGUUCUUGUUGGUAAAUCUGUUUAUAUGAUUGUGUUCGACAUAAGUCGAACGGAUGUUAUUGGUUCGGAUUCGGUAUCGUUCUAUAACGGUUGCGUAUUCUAAAAUCAAUUCAAACUUUGUUCGUUCGGGGUUUGAACGUACCGAAGUUUGUCGGAGAUACUCGAAUCGAAUAUUCGAGUUCAUGUUUACGAAUUUAGCCGAAGGUAUGCCGAAGUUACUUUUCAAAUACAGAAUUGUAACCGACUGAAUGGGUUUUCGGGGAAUUGAGCCAAAUUGCUCUGGGACUGUCUGACUAUAAGGUAUACAAAAAUACGUUGGUUAGUUUAGAGACCGAUUCAAAUGGGUGUAAAUACUGUCACGAGAAAAUAAAAAAAUAUUUUUCUACGACAAACACAUCAAGUUGUAAGUACCUCCAAUAUAAGAAUCUGUGGCUAAAUAAAGUUUGUACAGUUCAAUAUUGUUAAAGGAUCAACUAGAGCCAUAAGCAAUAAACUUGUUUAGAAAUGUUUCUCGUUGUAGGGUGAGUUUAGUUGAGAAUCUUAAUUAGCUGAAGGUCGAUAAUACUACAUAUCGUAAAAUAAAAACGCUUUCAAAUAUUUGUUUUGAGGUAGUAGCAUUCAAUAGUGAAUACUUUGCAAUAGUGUAGUUGGUCCACUAAUUCAGUGCCAAUAUCGAAUUCUAUACAAUACAACAUAAUGUCAAAAAUUGAUUUAAUCGUUUAAAAUUUUCUUAUCUUAAAACAUUUAUGUUAAUACAAGUGGCUCUAUUCGUGUUGGUAAUACAACAUGGCGCCCAAAAACGACACUAGCGCCACCGCAAGUUGCUUAAGUUACUUCAACAUUAAUUAUUCUGUAAGCCUAGUCUCGACAAAUACACUCGAGUAUUCAACCCAAAGAGAAUUUAUGAAUUUGUAUAAUUAUAUUGUUUUAAUAACAAUUUGAUCAAAUUCAAGCAUUAACCGUUGAAGACUGAUGAAAAAAACAAUUUGUAAUAUUUAAAUAAGAGUACUGAUGCAAGUUAAAUGUGUUUAGGCUAUAAAUUAUUAUUGUUAGUUGAUACUUGCAUGUUAAGCUGGUUUAAAUAUUAUAGUUUUUUUUAAAUUGGCUCUAAUCAUUUGCGAUAUUUAAUUUUUUUGCUAAUUUGGAUUUUUUCAUAGUUGCAAUUUAAACCAUGUUUUCUUAUGUGUGUGUUGAUUAUUUCAGACAUCAAAUUAAAAUAUUUUUUCUAGUAAUUAGCUCGAAGUCGAAUAUCAAUAAUUUUAAGGAUUAUUUUUGACUAAUUUGUGUAAUUGUAAGUUAUUGUUUUUUUGACAUGAAUUAAUAAUUAUGAUAGAAAAUCAUAUCAAACGGUAUAUAGAUUGACACUUAGAUUUUAAUGUGUAAUGAAUAAUAAUGUUAAACUUUAAUAAUAUAGAAAUUAAAUUCAGUUUUCCUUGUGUCGAUCUGACUAACAGUGUCGAAGACACAUCAAGCCUAAUAACUUGAGUUUGACUAUGUAACAUAUUAAUAUGUGUGACAAAGACAACUAUAUUUUAUGUCUUUGUCAGUAAACAUACACACAGCGCCAUUUCUAUAAUAGUGAUUUUCUUGCCAUAACAGAG